CCGAGGGGCGGGCCGGGGCGGGGCGGCCGCGGCCCAUUGUGGGCAGGGGCCGGGCGGGCUCCGCGCCGCGCCGGCAGGUACCGGGGUCCGCGACCGCUCGGGUUUCCAAAGGGCGUAUUUAUCUUUCAGAGUGCUGCCUGAGUGUCGCUUAAUCAUUAAGCAUCUGAUUUCCUCCAAGUUAUCUGUCAUGCUGCUCAUAUAUCCCGUGCAUGACCCUCGGGGCCGAGGGUGCGGGGCGUGCGCUGCUCCCGGUGAUGGAUGUAGUCCUGCAGCCUUUUAAACCCCGAAGCCGCCGUCCCAUCAGCUCCUCUGCUCGCCCGUGUAAUGCAGACCAUAAAUUUUCUCUGGCCGGCUUCUGUCCUGAGGAUCUAGUGCCCAGCAGGGAGGGACGCGGAGGAUUUCGGCCAUGGCCCCGAGGAAGAGGAGCGGUCGGGGGAUCUCCUUCAUCUUCUGCUGCUUUCGCAGCAGCGACCACCCUGAGAUCACGUACCGCCUGCGCAAUGACAGCAGCUUCGCCCUGCAGACCAUGGAGCCCGCGCUGCCCAUGCCUCCAGUGGAGGAGCUGGAUGUCAUGUUCACCGAGCUGGUGGAUGAACUUGACCUCACGGACAAGCACAGAGAAGCGAUGUUUGCGCUGCCGGCAGAGAAGAAGUGGCAGAUCUACUGCAGCAAGAAAAAAGACCAGGAAGAAAAUAAAGGAGCCACCAGCUGGCCAGAGUUUUAUAUCGACCAGCUGAACUCCAUGGCUGCUAGGAAAUCGCUGAUUGCUUUGGAAAAAGAAGACGAGGAGGAGAGGAACAAAACAAUAGAAAGUUUGAAGACUGCACUGAGGACAAAACCAAUGAGGUUUGUAACCCGGUUCAUCGACCUGGAUGGCUUGUCGUGUAUUCUGAACUUCCUCAAAAGUAUGGACUAUGAGACAGCAGAGUCUCGAAUACAUACCUCGCUCAUUGGAUGUAUAAAAGCACUAAUGAACAACUCCCUGGGCCGGGCUCAUGUCCUGGCCCAUUCGGAGAGCAUUAACGUAAUCGCUCAGAGUCUGAGCACGGAGAAUAUUAAGACGAAGGUGGCAGUGCUGGAAAUCAUGGGCGCUGUGUGCCUGGUUCCCGGCGGCCACAAAAAGGUACUGGAGGCUAUGCUGCACUACCAGAAAUACGCCAGCGAACGGACUCGUUUUCAGACGCUGAUCAAUGACCUGGACAAGAGCACGGGGCGGUAUCGGGAUGAAGUGAGCCUCAAGACAGCGAUCAUGUCCUUCAUCAACGCAGUCCUGAGCCAGGGAGCAGGCGUGGAAAGCCUGGAUUUCAGACUGCACCUGAGAUACGAAUUUCUCAUGCUUGGGAUCCAGCCAGUCAUUGACAAACUAAGAGAGCAUGAAAACUCAACCCUAGACCGGCAUUUAGAUUUUUUCGAAAUGCUUAGAAAUGAAGACGAACUGGAAUUUGCCAAAAGAUUUGAGCUGGUUCACAUAGACACCAAAAGCGCAACUCAGAUGUUCGAGCUGACGAGGAAGAGGCUGACUCACACAGAGGCCUACCCGCACUUUAUGUCCAUCCUGCACCACUGUCUCCAAAUGCCUUAUAAAAGAAGCGGUAACACCGUCCAGUACUGGCUGCUGCUGGACAGGAUCAUCCAGCAGAUCGUCAUUCAGAGUGACAAAGGGCAGGACCCCGACGCCACUCCCCUGGAAAACUUCAAUAUCAAAAACGUCGUCCGAAUGUUAGUCAAUGAAAAUGAAGUCAAACAGUGGAAAGAGCAAGCGGAAAAAAUGCGAAAAGAGCACACCGAGCUUCAACAGAAGCUGGAGAAGAAGGAGCGGGAGUGCGAUGCCAAGGCCCAGGAGAAGGAAGAAAUGAUGCAGACACUGAACAAGAUGAAGGAGAAGCUGGAGAAGGAGUCCAGUGAGCACAAGCAGGUCAAGCAGCAGGUGGCGGAUCUCACAGCACAGCUCCAUGAGAUGAGCAGGAGGGCGAUCUGUGCUGCCGGCCCUGGAGGACCUCCCUUGCCACCAGGAGCUCCUGGUGGCCCUUUACCUUCUCCAGCUCCAGGAUCCCUCCUUCCCCCUCCUCCACCACCACCGCCACCACCGGGGGGCUGUCCCCCACCACCACCCCCACCACCGCCCCCUCCGGGUGGCCCCCCUCCACCCCCCGGCCCCCCACCCCUGGAUGGGGUGAUGCCCCCCCCAGGAGCACCGCUGGGCUUUGCCCUGAAGAAGAAGAGCAUCCCGCAGCCGACGAACGCCCUCAAGUCCUUCAACUGGUCCAAGCUGCCAGAGAACAAGCUGGCAGGCACCGUGUGGACCGACAUAGAUGAUGCAAAAGUGUUUAAAAUCCUGGACCUCGAAGACCUGGAAAGGACGUUCUCCGCCUACCAAAGACAGCAGGACUUCUUUGUGAGCAGUAACUCCCGGCAGAAGGAAGAUGCUAUCGACGACACGUUGAGCUCCCGACACAAAGUCAAGGAGCUCUCAGUCAUAGACGGCCGGAGAGCUCAGAACUGCAACAUCCUGCUCUCCAGGCUGAAACUCUCAAACGAGGAGAUCAAACGAGCCAUUUUGACGAUGGACGAGCAGGAGGACCUCCCAAAAGACAUGUUGGAGCAGCUCCUGAAGUUUGUUCCAGAAAAGGGUGACAUUGACCUGCUGGAAGAGCAUAAGCAUGAGCUGGACCGCAUGGCCAAGGCUGACCGGUUCCUCUUCGAAAUGAGCAGGAUAAACCAUUAUCAGCAAAGGCUGCAGUCCCUCUACUUCAAGAAGAAGUUUGCGGAGAGAGUUGCAGAAGUCAAGCCCAAGGUGGAAGCCAUCCGCGCCGGCUCCAAGGCGGUGCUGCAGAGCAGCAGCCUCCAGCAGCUGCUGGAGGUGGUCCUGGCCUUCGGCAACUACAUGAACAAAGGGCAGAGGGGAAACGCUUUCGGGUUUAAAAUCUCCAGCCUCAACAAGAUCGCGGACACCAAGUCCAGCAUCGACAAGAACAUUACUCUUCUGCACUAUCUCAUCACAAUCGUCGAGAAGAAAUAUCCCAAAGUCCUCCGCCUGCACGAGGAGCUGCGAGACAUCCCGCAGGCGGCCAAAGUCAACAUGACUGAGCUGGAGAAAGAAAUAAACACUCUGAGGAGCGGCCUGAGAGCGGUGGAAGCUGAGCUGGACUUUCAGAAGUCUCAAGUUCAGCAAACAGGAGACAAAUUUGUGUCUGUCGUCAGCCAGUUCAUCACGUUAGCCAGCUUCAGCUUCUCAGAUGUUGAAGAUCUUCUGGCAGAGGCAAAAGAGCUGUUUUCCAAGGCCGUGAAGCACUUUGGAGAAGACACGGACAAAAUACAGCCCGACGAGUUCUUCGGCAUCUUUGAUCAGUUCCUUCAAGCCGUGACAGAGGCCAAGCAGGAGAACGAGAACAUGAGGAGAAGGAAGGAGGAGGAGGAGCGCCGGGCGCGCAUGGAGGCCCAGCUGAAGGAGCAGCGGGAGCGGGAGCGCAAGGCGAGGAAGGCAAAGGAGAGCGGCGAGGAGGGCGGUGAGUUCGACGACCUCGUCUCAGCCCUGCGCUCGGGCGAGGUCUUCGACAAGGACCUCUCCAAGCUGAAGCGCAACCGCAAGCGCAUUGCCAACCAGCUGGCCGACAGCGGCCGCGAGCGGCCCGUCACCAAGCUCAACUUCUGAGCGGCAGAAGAGACGGAAAACAACGAAAACCAUGAGUUUAGAAACCUGGUUAGCAGUCUUUUUUGAAGUGGCUAGGAUUAUUUUUUUUUAUUAUACUGCCUUGCAAUUCCAAGCGAAACAGUGGCACGCUCUUUCUCCCUGCGGGUGAGUGUGUGUGUAAGUACCAUGAGUACGGUCGGGUCAGGUGGAGCUGUGCAUCCGUGCGGGUGCUCAUCGCCUCCCCUCUGUCCCCUUCGACAAGUGGCUCUCCCAAGGCACAAGCACAAUGUCACGUCCGUGGAGAAAGAGAGGACUUGAGCACAGAGACACCCGCCUUCCUCAUGGUGGUCCACAAAGGUGAUGGAGAGCUGCUCCACGUUGCUCUCCCGCCCCGAUGCCUGGGCACUGAGCGGGGCCAUUUGCUGGGACGCCUUGCACACAACCCCGGCAGAAAAGAGGAAAAAGCUAAGUUGACUGGACUUGAUGAGUUUUUUUUCGUUGUCGUGGUUAUUCCCAAAACUUGCACUUCUGUGCUUACAUGCUGGUCCCCAAGCUCGGUGCCGCGAGCGCUCCCGGUGAUCCUCUUCUUCCCAUCAUUUUUGGGAAACGCUCUUCUUUUCCUUUUACCUUGCUAAAGGAAAAGUUACCCCGAGUGUGCUUAUUGCUCACACAGCACCCAGGUGUAUUUAUACUUUUAUAACGUUUCCUGGCCCGAGAUGGCGGGAAGGGUUGGUUCUCGGACGCGACAAGGAGCAUAAACUUUCGUGUUGUAAUUUUUAUUCUUGCUUUCUGUUCAAUGGGACAAACUGUAUCCUCUGUAGAUGUCGGUCAGGACGGAAGGUCACCCGGCGUACAACGGGGCCGGUGCAAAACUCACGGGCUCGCACCUGCGCCCGCCUUCUUUUCUGUUCUUGUUUUUCUUUUUUUUAAUGGACACCAGAAGCAACGAUGCCAAGAAAUGUGUCUCUUCGCGGUGUCCUUUUUUUGACUGGUUUGCUGUUCAAUGUCCUUGCAAAUUUGUAAGCAGAACUACCUGUAAAAUGUCAGUCCAGAAAAAAAAAAAAGAAAAUAAUAAAAAGAAUUCAAAGCUCUCAGGGAGUAAUAAUUUAAAGGUUUAGAAAAUUAAAAAUUGGAGAAUAAAAAGUAAACGCCAUUAACAUAUUAACGUUUCUAUUCUUAAAUUAUGCUGAGUAUAUAAAGGACUGUUACUUUUUGCUUUUAUUUAUUUGUGGUGUGUUUUUUGAGGAAACAAGACAAAACCUUUUUAUACCACCAAUACUUUUGUGAUCCUUUUUUAUUUGUUUGUUCUUUUUCCUGUGGAGAGAUGAGUUUGUCCCUGUUGCACUAGAUAUUAACACUAUUUGAAAUAAGUUGUUUUUUUUUUUUGUCAGAUAAUCGGUAUUGCUGAUGGGGUAUGGGAUGUCAGUGAACUAUAUGUACUGUAUAGCGAAAGUGCUGUUUAGACUAAUUUGUAUAAAAAUAUGGUUCUAAGCACCUGAAGGCCGCGGGGUCUGCGUGCUGUGUGAAAGCUGUGAAAUAUCACUCUAAACAGAGUUGUCAAGAGCUGUGGUUUUACCAUUUUGUUCUUUUCUUCAUUGCAACUUUUGACGCACUGUAGAUUUAAAAAAAAAAAGGAAAAAAAGAAAAAAAAAAAAGACUUUCUGAGUAGCAUUAAAGCAGUAAUAAAUCAAGCAGGUGAGCGCAAAAGUCCAGCACCUCAUUUCCAAGCAGCUGCGCAACCUGCGGGUUAUGUUCAAAGGUGGAGUUAAGCACUUUGCUUUCAGAAGGAGGGGGAAAUAAAGACAAAAGGUAAUGAUAAUACUAUUCCUUAACUAAAGUGCCUCUAUUUAUAUUUUUUAUUUAUGGCUGAAAAAACGGGGCUGGUACAAUUGAGGGAAUGGACUUGGGGGGGGGGUGGGAUUUAAAAACAAAACAAAACAAAAAGAUGAAAAAGGUUAAAAAAAAAAAAGUCUGGCCUCUGAUGGUUUAAGGAAUGGUUUCUCAUGUCGAACUCGCAAGGCGGUCGGAUGGGAAAGGGCGAUCGCCUGCUGGGGUCCCGGCCCCUGCUCCUGCCUCACGGCCCCAUCGGGGCCUUUCUGACAAAUUUCCUCUUGCCCUCCCAGACCUGGUUUUUGUUGUUGUUUUGUUUUACAACAGCCUCGUUGUUGGGCUGAGUUUGCCAUUUCUUUGUUUUCUUCAAAAAAAAAAGAAAAAAAAAAAGAAAAGAAAAGAAAAAAAUGUUAUAUAUAUAAAUACAAAGGCUGUGUGCAGGUAAUUCCAUGUGCCAUUGUCAAAAACUACUUUUAGAUUGGUGCUGGUGUAAGUAGCCACUCUUUUCUCUUGGGUGUGUAUUUUAAAGAUGAUUUUUUUUUUUAAUAAUGCCAAAAAUGAAAAAAAAAUCCAUAAUAAUUUGUAAACUGAAGUAUAUGUCUUGGACCUUAGUAGCUUCAUAGUGACCAAGGUAGUCCGUUAGGUGCAAGAAUGUUAUUAGUCCUAGCUAGCGGGAAAUGCUGUGUAAUGUCAUGAGACUGUACAUUUUCUAAGAUGGCAAUAUGCAAUAAAGAAAAGCGAUUCCGGUGAGUGUA
This is a messenger RNA of Cygnus olor (mute swan), 6216 nucleotides long. It is a transcript of the gene DAAM1, whose product is annotated as dishevelled associated activator of morphogenesis 1. Gene Ontology annotation, biological process: actin cytoskeleton organization. Gene Ontology annotation, cellular component: stress fiber. Gene Ontology annotation, molecular function: actin binding; small GTPase binding. Lineage: Eukaryota; Metazoa; Chordata; Aves; Anseriformes; Anatidae. The transcript is spliced from 28 exons. The record is from RefSeq and is a predicted model, not a curated record. Bases 407 to 3652 code for a protein of 1081 amino acids.